AUGAAUGAUCUGGAAUUGAUAAUACGUCAUAUGAGUUGUGUAACCGAAGAAUUGAGAGUCAAUGUCCAUUCAUCCAGUGAUGAUUUUUUCGAUUUGUUCAAAAAGAUCCUAAAAUCCAAAAAAUCUCAAUUGAGAGUCAAUCGAUUUUCGAUAUUUGCGAAAGAUCAAGAUCAAAUUGUGUCAAUUCUGUCAUCUUUAUAUCCGGUUUUUUUGAAAACCAUCAGAAUUUGUUAUCAUGUUGGAACACAGCUAGAAACUGAAAAAUUGGAAACAUUGGAUCAGUGGAAAGGCGCCGAGGAACUGGAUAUCAACGAUACUCAUGCUAUCACUGGGGACAUCAAUAAUUUCACACAUUUCUCAUGCUCUAAAUUUCGCAUUCAAAUCAUUUCAGCAUCAGAUUUGAAUGUUCUGAAAGAGGCAUUCUUCAAAUCUGCAUCCUUCGAAUACUGCUCCAUUACUUAUAAAGAUUUUAACAAUGCCCACGAAAUACCAAAUUUUUUUGGACACCCACAUCACGUCGAUCCAAACAACACCACUGUUCAACGUUGGUCAUUCAAGUACCCGAAUUCACGCAAUGAUAAUCUGCUUAUCGUGAUCCUCAUCCACUGUCCAGAGUUCGAUCGAUGCACUCUUGAAACAUCGAAACCAAUUAAUGUUAAAUCGAUUGAUUCGAAUUUCGGACAAGAGAUUCCACAAGAUCCACCAACCGAAAUGUAUCAUUAUCUUUACUAA
Molecule: messenger RNA, 732 nt
Organism: Caenorhabditis remanei
Lineage: Eukaryota; Metazoa; Nematoda; Chromadorea; Rhabditida; Rhabditidae
Exons: 3
Coding region: 1-732 (243 amino acids)
Biological process (GO): innate immune response
Source: RefSeq, a predicted model, not a curated record